AUGGCCGACUCCGCCCCAACCUAUCUCUCGCCCAGCGAGUUAGGCUCAAAGGACUACUGGGAAACAUACUACGCACGCACACUCGCGCAUCUCUCCCAAUCGCAACCACACCACCCAUCAUCCACCGCCACCAAUACCACGCCCAAUGCGCCAUCCACAGAAAAUGACGACUCCUCCGACAAUGCCUCCGAAGUAAACGAUGAUGAUGACCCCGGCACAUCAUGGUUCUCCGAACACAACGCGCCCCAAAAGGUCCUCCGCUUCCUAACCUCAAAAUCCUUCCCGCUGUCCCCGCACAACACCCUCCGCCGCCGCGGCCAUUCAGCUUCAGCCACUUUACCCCACCAGCCUAGUAUCCUCGAUCUGGGCACGGGGAAUGGGAGCAUGCUCGCGCUGUUGCGGAAGAAGGGCGGGUUCGUGGGUGAGAUGGUGGGCGUAGAUUACUCGGCGAGGAGUGUGCAGUUGGCGAGGGAGCUGCAGUCCAGGAAGGGGCAUUCUGCUUAUCAUACAGAUGAUGAGGAUGAGUCUGAUGAGGAUUAUGAUGACGGGGAAGAUGAGGAAGAGGGAGAAGACCAUGGUCCGAACGCUGCUGCGGAAGAGGAGGUUGUGCUUGCUACCCCCGAGCCCGGAAAAGAAGCCACGGAGGCAGUCAGCAUCUCUAAAGAUACAACUGAGAUUGAAACAUCGGAGAUUCGCUUCGAGGAAUGGGAUAUCCUCGGCUCGACAGCACAGCUUUCCGAGACCGGCACCCCGUCGUCCGAAGCACCCCCCGCAGACCGAAAGCUAGACUGGUUCCCUUAUGAAACGGGCGGGUUUGACAUCGUUCUCGACAAGGGCACAUUUGACGCCGUGUCACUAUCAGACGACGCCAAGAACACGCAUGUCUGCGAGCGGUAUCCGCGUAUUGCGCGGCGGUUAGUGCGCGCGGGUGGGUUUGUGGUUGUGACGAGCUGCAAUUGGACGGAGGAGGAGCUGGUUACUUGGUUUGUUGGGGGUCGUCAUGAUCAGGGGGAGAAGGAUAGAUUGGUUGUUUGGGGAAGGGUUGAGUAUCCCCGGUUUCGGUUUGGGGGGCAUGAAGGGCAGGGGGUAAGUACGGUGUGCUUUCGGAGGGUUGUGCAGUAG
This is a messenger RNA of Penicillium lagena, 1122 nucleotides long. RefSeq names its product putative S-adenosylmethionine-dependent methyltransferase. Bases 1 to 1122 code for a protein of 373 amino acids. Gene Ontology annotation, cellular component: cytoplasm. Gene Ontology annotation, molecular function: protein-lysine N-methyltransferase activity. The record is from RefSeq and is a predicted model, not a curated record. NCBI's taxonomy places the organism in Eukaryota, Fungi, Ascomycota, Eurotiomycetes, Eurotiales, Aspergillaceae. Gene Ontology annotation, biological process: peptidyl-lysine dimethylation; peptidyl-lysine monomethylation. The transcript has 2 exons.